ACAAGGGGUACGAAGAUUCAGUUUGGUUGUGUUCUGCGAAUGAAGAGAAUUCUUCAAUUUUAUUAUGUGAUAAUUAGACACAUUUCUGGAGGAAUUAUGUGGUUACUUACACAAGCUGAAACUGAUACGGUUUAUUACAUCAAAAAGCCAAAAACUUCAUUAGGACGGAAGAAUUGUGACAUUGAGAUUACAGAUGAUGAGUCCUUGAGCAGAAUUCAUGCUUACUUUAUUCUAACUAACGACGAACUUCAUCUUCAGGAUGCAAAAUCAAAAUAUGGAACAUUUUUGAAUAGCUCAUGGGAGGAUGACAAGAACAGACUUUCACAUGACAGAUCCUUUAAAUUAAAAGAUGGAGAUUCCGUUCACUUGGGAAAGAGACAAAGUGGUUGGAUAAUUCAUCAUAUAAAAUAUAAGACAGGAUUCUCGAUGCUUGAUCAAGGGAAAAAGAAUAAACUUGUCGGCAUUUUGAAGGAGCUGGACGUAUAUAUCGAUGAGAAUAUCAACGAGACUUGUACUCACCUCACGAUGCCUAUACAAACAGAUGUUUCGCAUAAACUUUUACAAGCUCUCACACACUGUAUUCCCGUUGUUUCUCCUAAAUAUUGGGUAACUCUUCGAGAUUGUGUCAAUAAUAACCGUCCGCUCCCAAAAGCUUUAGAUUAUGUUCCAAAAAUUAAAGAAACAACUUUUGUUACACCAGAAACUGUGUCAUUAGCCAUCAAUGAAUCUCGCAAGAAGCUUUUUUUUGGUAAAACUUUCAUCUUCAUUUCGAGAAGUCAAGUGAAGAAUUUCGAGGGAAUUAUUAAAGCAGGCGGAGGAAAAGUUAUGUCGUUAUCUCAAAAUAAAAUGACAGCUACUCAAUGCUGCGCUAAGAAUGCUAUUGUGAUCAGUGCUAAAGAUGAAGACACGCAGUCUGUCAACGGCACUGUAAUCACAAAAAUUAGUGAUGCUCUCAGAGAAAAAAAGCGUCGAAUGAUUAUUGAAGCUGAAAUAGGAUUUGCAUUAAUGCAUGCAAGCACUGAACGUUGGUGCAAUCCUAGUUACCACGUUGCUUCAUUAUUUGAACCUUGCAAGUCAGGAGAAUUGAAAAUAACAAAAUCUAAAGUUUUAGCACUUGGAACAGAAUCUGUAAAUACUUCAGAGCCUCGUCGUGGUCGUCCAAAAAAAGAAAUUCUACCAAAAAUCACCGAAUGUAUCGAAUUAGGCAGCUCCAGUGGCAGUGAUGAUGAAGUUGAAUUUGUGUUUAAUAAAGAAAAUCUUCCAUCAAGCACUCAAGCUUCUGUGAUUGCGGACUUAUCAUCUAUUCCAACAAAAUCCAACCUCACGGCAUUUCCACAUACUUCUGAAAGUUCUAAAAUAGCUUUACCAGAGACUGAAGAAAGUGUUGCACCACAAAUAGCAACAGCUGAUGCUUCAAAAAUUAAUCUCCCAGAAACACAAGAAAGCAACGCUAUUCAAGAUGAGGAAAUUUAUAUUUCCAUCACAAACAAUCAAAAUUCAACAAAAACAGACAAUGUUCCAUCGCCACCAUUACAAAUUGAAAAUAAAUCAUCGAAUCCCGUGAAUUCGUCUCUCUUUAAUUUCGUGAAUUCAAGAGUUGACACAAAUUCAGAGAAAAACAAUAAAAUAAAACGAAAACAUCAGCAAGAGGAAAAUUCAGAAGUCAAAAGCAAACGUCGAAAGAAGCAAAUCAGCAGUGAUGAGUCGGACGAAGAUAAAGUUCAACAACCAACUUCAAGAUUGACUCGAAAGCGAAAGGCAGAGUCACCAAAGAAAGGAAGUUUGUUUAAUUUCAACACGGCAUUUGCUAAGAAACGUAAAUCAAGUGAAGAUGAGGAUUUUGAUAAUCCAAAGAUAACGGCGAGUGAAAUUGUUAGUAACCCGGUGCCAGUUGCUCGACCGCCUUCACCGUUAAAAAAGCCUUUAUGGAAUGGAUCUUACGAUACAACUGACUCAGGAGUUUGGUUGUGUAAGAAAAUGCUUUCAGUUAACUUAGACAACAACAAAGAAAUUGAAAUUAAAAAGGAAAAAGAAUCUUUUCAACCAACUUAUGAUUCAACAAUUAACACUGAUGAUAUCAAACAAGAGCAGACUUUGGAAUAUUGUGACAAGGGUAAUGAGUCGUUUCUAAACACCACUGACUGUUCAAUUCCAAGUGUAAGCAUAACAACCGUCACCACAGGUCGUCCAUCAAACUUAAAAGCAAACUCAAAUCAAAAUAGUAACGAAAGAAAAAAAUCCCGCAUUCAUUUCAAUCGUUUAUGGUCAGUUUGGUAUGGGAUUCUUGUGACACUAUUUCAAGGAUAUUUGAUCAUCUUGGGACUUCAAAAGUAUGUUGGCUGUUCUUUAUUAACAUGGAAAGACGGCUUACCCGUGAUAGAACUUAACAUGCAGCUCAUUUUUUGUGGCUUAACGCUGUUAUUUCUACCGCUUUUCUUAUUGUCGGCACUUUUCAAAGUUGGUAAUUUGGCAAAUGACGGCGUGAAGUUGAGUUCACGUAAAGGCACGUGCUCAUCUGAACCGUUUAUAUUUGAAGACGAUAGCAACAAUAGCACAAUGAAAGCGUUAUGGAUGCACGGUGUGCCAAUUUCAGUUUUUAUUCACAUCAUAACAGCACUUUGUUUGCUUCUCCCACAUCUGCUUUUGGAAGCGAAAUUGAUUCAAAAUCAACAUCUGCCUAAAGAUAACAUCUGGAAGAGUGAAAUUGACUUCAUUUUGAAUCGUAGCGAUCGAUUAGUGAUUCUUUCGUUCAUCAAUACUUCACCUUAUCAGAAUGACACAAUUUCAAUUGAAAAUCGAUAUGAUGACGAUUUAAUUGAAUCAUUGGAUUAUGACUUGAAUCCAUUUGAGACGCAUGAAAGUUUACAAUCAUUUAGUGCGCCAACGGAAGGAUUUCAAUCAACAUUGACUGGUUCAUCAUCGUCAAUCCAAAUAAGCACAUUUGGCGAAGAAGAUGAAGAUUAUGACAUGCUGGAAACGACAACUUUGAGAACGACAACACAAAGAAGAACGACGUUACCAACAACAACAACAUCGACAACUCAAUUUACGACCACAACACCAAGAACAACGUCGACGACAGUUCGGAAAACCUUCCCAGUAAAAACUACUUUACCGACCAUUCGAACUACUUUACCGACUACAUCAUUUGCUUACACAAACUCACCGAUUAUAACAGAAAGAUCACAUCAUAGCAACAAGGGACAGAAGAAUCAUAAUAAACACAGAAAACAUAACAAUAGAAAGCAUCAGAAACAUCAUCAACCUGUCACUGAACUUGAUGAUAUUGACGAAGUUAAUCAAGAAUUUAAACUUGAAGAUUUCGAUUCAUUUGAUGAAGAAUUAUUGAAGCAAAUGGAAGGGAGGAACAAUAAUCGAAGAAAGAAUAAAAAUAGUUCAAGAUCAUCAUCGUCAUCAUCAUCCGAGCAAGGACGAUUAACAACAAUGAUUGAACGACCAAAAACAACACAAAAGAUUUUUGCUGAACAAGCGAGAACGACAAAUGGAAGAACAACAUCAACAACAAUGAAAUCAAGAGACAGUGACAUUCAUAUUGUAAAGAACACAAUAAGCCCCGAGUUUAUCACUCCAUUUACAACAGCAACAACAAACUCGAAAAUAAUUGAAAUCAAGUCAAAGACGAGUGAAGUUAAGAAGAAAGACAUAAAACGACGACGAUCUGUUGACGAUAAUCGUGAUGAGUCUUCGUAUGAAGACACCGACGAAGUGAUGCUGCUUGAUAGUGCACUGCCAAGUAUCAACGAAGAUGUUUAUAUUAUUAAAGAAGAACAAAACGGUAAUGUGAUAAGUUCAGCAGCUUUAAUUGGAGCUGUUCCGAAUUUCACACAAUCGAUUGAGCUUAAAGGAAUUGGAAAAUUUCUGCAAUCAAUGUUUGAUGUUGACGAGAAGUUUGAACCCAAGAAAUGGUUUCAAAAAUCACCCAGCUUAGAGUUUUUGAAUCUUGCAUUGGCACUCUUUGUCUGGUCUGUGAGAUAUCCUUCAGUAUUCUGGGAAUCAUCAAAAGCUUUUUCAUUUAUUUUCUCGCUUCAAAUGGUCGCGAACAGCAUUGACAUUCUUAUGCUGCAUGUUGGCACAAGCAUUCUCUUCAAACUACAAAUUGUUGGUCAGUUUAUGACAAUUCAGAAUCAACAAUCCCCAUUAUUAUUAAAUGGAAUUGUGACAUUGGCUUUAACACUUCUUGCUUAUGUUCUCAUCAUUUCAUCAUCGAUGAUUCUUUAUCUCUACGGACAUUCACGAUUAACAGCAAAGAUUCGUGAUUGUCAAAUGAUCACGCUUAAAGAUGGCGAUAUUUGGUCGUAUUUCUCUCAUUGUGCUUCACUUUGCUUCAUUUUGGCGUUGUCAGUCGUGAAAGCUCCAAUAAUUCACGACUUAACAAUCACAUAUCGAAUCAGUUUGGAUGGAACAAUUUUUGCUUCAACUAUGACUUCAAUCGUACAUAUCUUCUUAUGGAUUGUUGUUUGGCUUGGACUUACAGCAAAACGUCGUUGGGCUUUUAAGUUGCCUUUCAUCGAGUCAAUUUAUCAGACACGUGUUGAAGCUAUACAACCGUUAAUGACACAAAACGGACGACAAAUUAACUUCAUGGGACCUAAAAAAAGUGAAGAAGAGACGAUUUAUUGGCCAAGCUCGCCAAAACUUAAAGUAACAUUUAAUGAUGAAGUUCCCAGUACGUUAUCCGACCACAAUCUUAUUGAUCAUGACGGCAAGCGGCCAAUCUUAUCAACGUUAUGCGCCAAUGCGGGGGAGUGUGAUGAAGGCGAAUACGCUACUUUAAAAACAACCACACAAUUACAAAUAAGUGAAUAUGAUGAGGUUGUGAAUAUUCAACGGAUGCAAAAAGACAAUGGAUAUGACGAUACAUCAGAGGAAGGCAAAUUGUUGGCAUGCGUGCAAGACGAAUCAGUGACUUACGCUUCGGCAAGAGAUUUAGAGCCACCACAAACCACAACAUCGUCAAUUUAUUCGCAUGAACGCUUCAUUGUGACUUCGGAACAUCACAUGAUAAGCCCCAUGGCACCAGUCACUGUUCAAGUUCAUUCUGAACACCACACUUCAACGCCACGCUUCAUCCGACGUGCUGACUCGGGAAUGCCAACCAAUGAAGCACUGACACCAAAGUCCGAUACAAAUUCAACAGAGAGUUCUACGUCACCACCCGAAAGAGCUUUAUCGGAGUCGUCAAGUGGCGUUCAUUCAGGUGAAGAGAAUAAAGAAGAAGUUGUCAUUCGACCGCGACCUGCUACAGGCAUUCAAAAGACGGUGAAAACGCCGGCAGUUAUUCAAGAAGAACCUUAUGGUCGAAUUACAAAUAUGAAGUUUUCAACAUUUAAAGAUGCGCCAGGUUCAGCUAGUAACACUUUGCCAUUGAGUCGUGGACCGACAAUGGAGCCGCCGUCAAUCGACUAUUCACAAUGUAAUACGAUGCCGUUAAUGCCAGGCGCACACCAAAUGAAUCGCAUGUCGGUUAAUGAAUCAUCACCAAAACAACGUACAACGUUACCAAGCAACAUUCGUUAUUCGGCAGGAGGUGCUGGUCAUUUUCUUCGUCAAAUGCCACAGUUGAAGAACGCCGAGUCACCUUACGCGACGGGCUUGCAAAGUGGACAUCACACAUUCUCAUCAAAGUUCAUUCAGAAUGAACCGCUUCCACCACCACCACCCCAUUCCACAAUGAAUUCAUCAUCCAUUCAUCAAAUGCAUCCAUUCAACACAUCAACAACUUCAUCACCCUUCACAGGAAUGAAUCAACAUUCAUAUCAAAUGGUUGUCAAUGAAUUGUGUGCGAAUAAUCAAUCUGUUGCUCAAUUCCCCCCACCACCUCCACCAAUCACUCACAAUUCACUACAAAUGCAUUAAACUUAAUUAAAUUUACAUUUUAAUUUACUCGAAUGCAUAUCUCGCACAAAAUUCAUAACACAAAAAAAUGGUGAAAAACUUUAUUGGAAAAGAUAAAAAUGGCUGAGAUUCAUUGAGUCAACAUCGUCGAGUUCAAUCUUUUUUUAUUUGCAAUCUCGAUGAUAUUGAAUCUUUGAUAUUUAGUUGAAAAGAUAAUAAAUAUUUUCUUAUGUUAAAUAACCAAAUAUUAUUGAUAGAAGAUACACAUCGUAGUGAUAAGAGAAGAAAGGAAAAGUAUUUCAAUGUCGGUGAUGAAAUGGGGUCAGAGAUGUUUCUUUAAAAAAAACAAUAAACUUUUAAUAGAGCUUACAAAACUUUUAGUUCUAAGCUAGUCGAAAUCAGAAUGUAGAGGCUAAAUAAGAGAUCUAGUCGAAAGUGAAACAAACAAAGGGAAGAAAACUUUAUCCAUCCCAAUUUCUUUUUCAUUUCGUAAAGUUUAUCGACAUUGAAAUGCACGCUUAAUUAAAUUUAUAAACCUGACAAUGCCCCCUUGUAAGAAAGUUUAUAUUCUGCUUCAAUCAUAUCACGUAUAAUUAGAUAUAUCUUUAAUCACACAACAACAAUACUACAUUGUAAUCAAAAUAAAAACAAAAACCUUUUUAAUCCCUAUGGAGAAUCUCUGCAAAUGAAAAGCAAGCAAAUAGUUAAGUGAAAAUGGAAAGUUGAAUCCCUUUUCCAACAUAUCGUUUUAAAUAUUUGUAAUUUACAUAAAUGUAAUAUUUUUCUACUGCUGAUAAGAUUAGAUUGUUCAACUCUUUAGAAUCCUUUUUAAUAAUGUAGUUGAUAACGACAAGAUGUAUGUUGUAUGAAUGUGUCUGCAUGUAUGUAAUAACAUUAAUCAAAAAAUGUUUUGAGUACUAAGUAAAUAAGUUAAUGAUUUGAAGAACAAGUUACUUAAGUACUUAAUGAGAAUAAUAAUAAACAUUAUGCAUUGCUGUAAUUUGUAAAGAGAAACCAUAUAUGGGAUCGUGAGCAUGUUAUGUCGUGGUCGUGGUUAGAAAGAGUUAAAGGUUGAAGAAAUUGAAAAUUAUGAAGCAGCAAAACAAUGCAAUUGAUAAUUUAAUGAGAUUUUCAUUUGCGGUUGCUGGUUUUAUGGUUUUUUCUUUCUUCCAUUCUUAACUUGAUUCUGGGAAGAAAAAGUAAAAGUGUUUGAGAGUCUCAAUACAUUCAGUAUUCACCUUUAUUGUGGUGACAUAUUCGCUUGAUUAAAAUAAUCUGAAAAAGUGACUCAACAAUUUAUACUACAUUCAAUAUGUAUGAGAAUACAAUUAACAAUGGACAAUAUUGACAUAUACACCCUCUUUAAUCGUACAUACAUAUUAUGAACUCUUAUCAAUGCGACAUUACUCUUUAAUCACUUUCUGUAUCAUUAAAUCAAACUUAGUAAUGUUGAAUACUUAAAAUAAUGAAAUGAAUGGACCGAAAACACAAAAAUGAUGAAGGAAAAUUGGUUUUCACAGACUGCAUUUGAAAGCAUGAAUAGCACUUAAGUUUACCUUUUGACAUUUUUCAUAUGGUGGCAAAAUUUAUCAUUGGCAAAGAUUAAAUGAUUCAAUUGAAGACUGAUUAGAUGGAAAAAUCUUUCAUUUUGGUUUUUAUUUUUCGAUUGUCACUCGACUUUCUCAUAUCACUUUGUGUUCAUAACUUAUCAUCAUCGUUUAUAAUGUGUCCAUUAUGCAUAAAUUAUCAAGCUUAUCUCACUGUUUUUCAAUUAGUGCUGUAAUGUUUCUGUUGAUAAAAUAUAAAUAUUCAUACUUAACACAUUAUCUAAUUUUUAUACACUUAAUUAUUGUCAUAUCAAAUCAAAUUUCUCUUACCAAAGCAAAUGAAAUUUAAAACUAUUUUCACC
Messenger RNA from Clunio marinus, 7765 nucleotides. Lineage: Eukaryota; Metazoa; Arthropoda; Insecta; Diptera; Chironomidae. The record is from the annotation of a GenBank genome assembly.